AUGAGCUAUAACAAGACUGUUUUGGUGACUGGAGGCUCAGGAUUCAUAGGUUCCCAUCUUGUCACCCACCUUGUCAACACACAUCCAGAUUGGAGGAUUAUAAACUUGGAUAUUCUCGACUACUGCUGCAGCCGCAGGAGCCUGGAGAGUGUGGAGGACAGAGCCAACUACACAUUUAUCAAAGGAGACGUGUGCAGCCAUCGCCUGGUCCAUCACACCUUCCACACUCACACCAUCGAUGUCGUCUUCCACCUGGCAGCUAAAACCCAUGUUGAGUCCUCGUUCAAAAGUCCGUCUGAUUUCAAACUCGUCAACAUCGAAGGGACCAGAGUUUUACUGAAAGCUGCUCAACAAGCCCCGCACCGAGUGGAAAAGUUUGUUUAUGUCAGCACCGAUGAAGUCUAUGGACCAGGGAUCGACCAGAUCUUUGAUGAGAGCAGUCCUUUGAGACCUUCCAAUCCCUAUUCAGCCACAAAAGCAGCAGCCGAGUUCCUGGUCCGAAUCUACUGGGAAAAAUACAAGUUUCCUGUGAUCAUUACCAGAAGCAACAAUAUCUAUGGACCACGGCAGUACACAGAAAAGGUCAUUCCUAGAUUUAUCAGCCUCUUGCAAAGAAAUCAGAGAUGCACGAUCCAGGGGACUCUACCCAAAUCUCGUCACUUUCUAUUUGUGGAAGACGCUAUCAGUGGCUUCAUGGUGGUCCUGGAGAAAGGCAUUGUGGGAGAAGUCUAUAACAUGGGGUCUGGAUGUGAGAUUCCCAUAGUGCAACUGGCCAAAGAGCUCAUCUCCAUGAUAAAAAAGGUGCCGGACGCUGAACUAACAGACUGGAUCGAGUUUGUGCCAGACAGACCAAAAGUGGACCUGCGGUACCCCAUCCACUCGGAGCGGCUGCAGAGACUCGGUUGGAGAGCUACUGUGGGCUGGACGGAGGGCAUCAAUAAAACAGUGAAGUGGUACGAGGAAAACCCGGACUUCUGGCCUGAUCCAAGUGAAGACAAACUGCACAUCCCCAAAGCAGAGACUGUACGCCCUGCACUGAGGCCCGGCCUGUAG
Messenger RNA from Knipowitschia caucasica, 1053 nucleotides. NCBI's taxonomy places the organism in Eukaryota, Metazoa, Chordata, Actinopteri, Gobiiformes, Gobiidae. The record is from the annotation of a GenBank genome assembly.